AUGAAUGAGGCUAAUCAGACUGUUGUGCUGGAAUUCAUUCUGUUGGGGCUUUCUAAGCAUCACAAUGUUGAGAUUGUUCUCUUUGUGUUGUGCCUGGGAAUAUAUCUAGUCAUUUUACUGGGGAACUCCUCACUCAUUUUAUUGAGUUUUUUGGAUCCAAAUCUUCACACCCUCAUGUAUUUCUUCCUUAGUAACCUUUCCUUUGUGGAUAUUGUUGGUACAUCCUCCUUUGUGCCUUUAAUGUUGGUCAAUUUACUAUCAGUCAGAAAAACCAUAUCUUUCUCAGGUUGUGCAUUACAAAUGUAUCUUACUCAUGCCCUGGGAGGAAUAGUGUUGGCCAUGAUGGCCUAUGACAGGUAUGUGGCCAUCUGCAAUCCUUUGAGAUAUACAAUCAUCAUGAAUAUGAGAGUCUGUGUGCAGUUAGCAGCCUUAAGCUGGAUAGUUGGGAGUGUAAAUUCAUUACUUCAAACAAUCCUUGCAUUGAGGCUUCCCUUCUGUGGAAAAGACAUCAUUGAUCAUUUUUAUUGUGAAAUCCUAGCUGUUCUAAAACUGAUCUGUGUGGACAUUUCUCUAAAUACUUUUGUCAUGAUGGUAGCAGUUGUACUCAUCACAAUUAUUCCAGUGUUGCUCAUUUUCAUCUCAUACAUGUUUAUCCUUGAUACCAUUCUGAGAGUCAAUUCAGCUGAAGGAAGGAAGAAAGCCUUUUCCACCUGUUCAGCGCCUCUGACCGUGGUCAUCAUAUUUUUUGGAACCCUUCUCUUCAUGUACUCAAAACCCAAGGCAAAGGAUUCAGAUUUAGACAAACUGAUUGCUUUAUUCUAUAGUGCAGUGACUUCAAUGCUGAAUCCCAUUAUUUACAGUCUGAGGAACAAGGAGGUCAAGGCAGCAGUGAAAAAAGUGAUGUUCUCCAGUAGAAUCUGA
Molecule: messenger RNA, 921 nt
Organism: Sarcophilus harrisii (Tasmanian devil)
Lineage: Eukaryota; Metazoa; Chordata; Mammalia; Dasyuromorphia; Dasyuridae
Product: olfactory receptor 13C3-like
Biological process (GO): G protein-coupled receptor signaling pathway
Cellular component (GO): membrane
Molecular function (GO): G protein-coupled receptor activity; olfactory receptor activity
Source: RefSeq, a predicted model, not a curated record